CUUCCCUGGAUCGCGAUGGCAACCACCCCGAAACGACAGGAGCGACAACUUUUUUCUUAUCUGUAAUGUUACGGAGGCACCAUAAGUCGCAGCAGAAACUACUUUCUAAUGUGAGAAAUAAACCUCGUACACUUUUACGUGCCCGAAAAUGUCCCAGGGAUGUACAGUGGAAGAGAUCCAGUCUUGGUGGGAAGUCCCCGCCAUAGCCCACUUCUGCUCGCUGUUCAGGACAGCGUUCAAGCUCCCAGACUUUGAAAUAGAGGAACUUGAGAGAGCCGUGUCGGAACAGGACUUUGAUUUCCUCGGUGGUCUGGUUGCCUGUUUGUUGCAAGGAUGUUACCAACGGUCAGACAUCACCCCUCAGACAUUUAGCAGUUACCUGGAUGACAUCAUCAGCUACCGGUGGGAACUUGAAGAAGGGAAGCCAAACCCGCUUCACGAGGGCCCGUUUGAGAACCUCCCACCUCGCACUCAAGUGGAAAUACUGCAUCGACUCUGUGACUACCGCCUAGAUGCUGCUGAUGUCUUUGACCUGCUAAAGGGCCUGGAUGCAGACAGCCUGAGGGUGGAACCUCUGGGGCAAGAUGGAAAUGGAGCCCUCUACUGGUACUUUUAUGGCACUCGUAUGUAUAAAGAAGAGCCACUUCAGAGAAAGGAGGUUCAGUUCAGUGAAGCAAUUGAUCUGUCGCUGCCAGAGAGGAAGAAGAGGGGAAGGCCACCAAAAAAGAGAAAGUUUGAAGACCAUUAUCUAAGUGAUGGGGAAGGUGAAGUGGCUGAAGUAAACUCAGAAAAUGGACUUGAUGACUAUUCUCCAGUCAUGGGCCGAAAGCGAGGCGCCUGGUCCCUUGUGUGUGACACAAAAGAACAGUGGACGGGACUGGCAGAGAGCAUCAAGGACAAAACGUCUCCACAGGAUCGCCACCUCUAUCGCGUCAUCAGCCAAAAUUUUCUGCCUGAGAUCAGCAACAUGAUUGAGUACAAGGAGAAGGAGCAGAAACAGAAGCUCCUGGAUCCAGAUCCAGUUCACACAGCCCAGUGGUUCUCUGAACAUCCCAUUAAACAAGAGAACGAGGAUACUCUGAAGACCAGAUCAGAGGAGGAGAGGAAGAAAGAUGAAGAGCUGGACAGACAGGUUUUACUGGCCGAGCAGCGACGAGAAGAGGAAAGGCUUGUGCAGGAAGAACGACAGAGGGAGAAACUAGAGAAGAUCAAAGCUGUGGAGGAGAGAGCAAAAAGGCGUAAGAUGCGAGAGGAAAAGGCUUGGUUGCUGUCUCAAGGAAAAGACCUACCACCUGAGCUCCUAAAUCUGGAGCCAUCAUCCCCUGUCCGCAGAACACGCAAGAAUAAAGAAUUCUAUGAUAUUGAUGAUGACUAUACAGCUCUAUAUAAAGUGCUUGAAGCCCUGAAAGCCCAUAAAGAUGCUUGGCCUUUCUUGGAGCCUGUAGAUGACUCUUAUGCUCCAAAUUACCAUGAGAUCAUCCAGGCUCCCAUGGACCUGUCCACCAUUGAAAAGAAGCUUAAUGAUGGGGAGUAUGUUGCUAAGGAGGAGUUUGUUGCUGAUGUGAAGCUCAUGUUUGAAAACUGCGUUGAGUACAACGGAGAAGAUAGUGAAUACACUACUAUGGCAGAGUCUCUGGAACGGUGUUUUAACCGAGCCUUGUUGAAACACUUCCCAUCAGAGGAUGGCGACACAGACGAAGAGUUCCACGUCAGUCGAGAAGACAAGGAACGCAAAGACAAAAAACGUAAUCGUAGCAAUAAACAUUUGGGACCUGAAAGUUUGAUUAGGGCUACAGAGCAAGUUCAGCGUAAGCGAAACUCUCAGGGGGGCAAAGGCAGCUCACACUCUGAGGAAGAGGACAUCAAGCUGACACGAGUGCCCUUUCCUCCUCCUCACUGGAAUAAUCAUCCUCACAGUCUUCCUCCAAGUCAGCGACACCCCCAUGAAGUGGGCUUCAGGGGCUUGUACCAUCCAGGGCAACAGCUUCACCCUCCUACUGGUCCUCGUGGUCCUCAGCUGUUUGGCCAAAGAAUGGCAAUGGAUCCUCGCUUUGCUUACCCAGUGCACAUUCCAAGGCAUGGUGACCCCAGCUUCAGCCGCUUGUCUCACAGCUUUAAUGUGCAGCAUCACAUGAGUGAUGGACAUCACAUGGGCUCCAGGUAUCCAGUGGGACCAGAUCCUAAUGAGCAGCCCCGACAACAGCACCCUUACAUGGGUCCUACUCAUGGUCCAUCCUUGGGUCCACGCCCCAUUGCCCUUCAGCCUGGACCUCCUCCUGAAGCCAGCAUGUAUCCAUCCCACCACCGUACAGAGGGCCACACCAUGCAUCCCAUGGCCAACAGAUUUUCAGGAACAGAAGGACCAAGUCAGCGCAACUACCCAGGCUUGAGACCUUCUGGUAUUGAUGUAUCAAACAUGUGGGCUGGUAUGAAUCAUCAUGACCAGGAGAGACUAAAUGGAAUGCGCAUGCAGGAUCCCAGCAUUGUGAACCAACGCAACUUCAAUUAUGGUGGAAUCCCCCCUCCAGUGGGGCAUAAACCAUGGCCAGAAGCAGCUGGAUACCCCCAACAUCCUUCUAAUGCUCAGUAUCAAAUGUCUGCUGCGGCCAGCUCUCUGGGACCCUUGUCUUCACGAGCUCCCGUCCCACAGCCAGACUCCUCCGGCAGGACACACUUGUCUUCCAUGCUAGAAAGCCCAGAGAUGUUGGCGCUGCAGCAACUGUCAGCCUCUUCUGGACCCCCUGCCGGUUCCUCUCGACAACACAUAGGCAACUUUGAGCAGCCAAGGCCCCCGUCAGGAUUUGGCAGCAUCCCAGCUCACCCCUCCAAACAGCCUCCCCCUACCCUUGAGGUUCAGCUGCUGCAUCAAACUAGAGACAAAGGGCUAGACAACCAGCCUUCUCAACAGACAGACUUGGACCCCAAAGCUGCAUCGGAGAACAAAAUGGCUGCAAACAUUUCUGUUAAAGCUUCCUUGCACAAAAACAUUCAUUCAAUCAAUCAAGAACCCCCUGUUAUCAGUAGCCCCACAGGACAUUAUAGUACACCAGCAGAGAGAAUGCAGAUCCCCUCUGCUCUUAACUUAAUCAGAUCAAAGGAGAAGGUUUCUGAACAAGAGCUCACACUGAAUUCUUUAGAGAGCCAUGAGCAGGAGGUGGUUGGGCAGGGACAGUCUGUCCGCAACCGUUCCACUCAUAUCAACAUGUUUCCAUCCCAUAUCAGUGCCAGUACCACCAGCUCUACUGAGAUCAUUCCACACGAGCACCAUGUGCAAGCACAAUGCAGUCCACAGCACAAUGCUCAGAGCCCUUCACGUCUGCCUCCAAACCUACCCCCGCUGCAUGUUUCUGAAUCCUCUCAUCACACACCAGAGAACCAGUGUGAAGCACAUCAGCAAAGUGAAACCCAGCAGAACACCCAAAAUCAACAACAAUCUAAAGUAAGACAGAUUACAUCAUCUCAAAGCCACCCUGAGAGCUCUCCUCAGCCAGUGACUCACAACACAGAGCAGCAGAAUUCAUUUGUACCUUCUCAUCACAGCCCUCAAAGAUUUUCUCCACAAUGUGCUACACAGAGUAGCCUCAUGCAAGUGAGUAUUACUCAGGGAGUCCAGCCCGGAACACCUCAGCCAGUCCCUCUCACAUCUUUGCCGCCCAGUCAUCCUACACCAUUAUUACCCUCUCAACCUAGCCCAGCAGACCAUGGAAAUCAAAGACCUAGUGAACCCACAAGUAGGGCUGACACAGAGUGUGCUGCCAUUUCUCCACAGCACACUAUGAUGUCACCUGGACCCCCAACUAGUAUUUAUAAACCCCAGGCUUUUAGCCCAAAUUCUAAUCAAACCCAGUUGAUGGGAAGUAGCAUGCAGGGCCAAAGAGGGCUACAACAUAAUCAGAAUUCAGCUGUGCCUCCUCACUCCCAAGGUCAGAUCAAUGGAGCCAUGGGCCAGUAUAGUAUGGGGAAUCCUUUACAUCCACACUACAACCAGGAAAACAUGAACAGACCUAUGCAUCCAUCUGCUCAUCGCCAGUUUCACAAUCAGGCCAUAAACCCCCUGAACAACCCUGCUCCCCACCCCUCCUACCACCAGCAGGCAGGGAAUGCCUACUACCAAAUGUCAGGACAGCAGCAUCCACAGGCUCUUAGAAAUCUGUAUGCACCACAUCAGUACCAGCAACAAGCUUACUACACCCAGCCCAAUUCCCAGUCUCACUCCCAUAACCAAGCUCUCAGCAGAGGUGGCUAUCCUCCUAAAGAGUGGCAACAAUCUCCUUAUCAGCCUCAUCAACCCAACCCACCCAAUGCCUACCUGCCUGUAGCCAGCGCAAGAUCCAACGGUCAGUCAAAGGAGAGCAGUAUGUCUCCACUGGGCUCUGAGAGCUCCACCAGUACUAGCUUGCUAUCUCCAGGCCCUGUAUCUGAAGCUGGGCCAUAUUCAGCAGGUUCUGAGGAAGGGAAGUGUGAAAACAAGGAGCAAGCUGAUGCAAACAGCAGUGGCAGUCCAGCUAAGCAGGCUCGUACUGAGAACUCUGAUCAGCCUGAAAGUCCUAAAGAAAUUCUGGACCUCGAUAGUCACAAUGCAGCUGCUCGUCAUCGAAGCAUCCAGCCACUACACCAGCAGCAUCCUUCCCACCUAACAACUGGGUUUAUGUAUGACCCUCGAGCUUUGCACCCUGCAAUGCAACAAGGCACCAUCCCUCCACCACAUUUGAUGGUUCAGGGCCGUCGAGUUGGAAAUGGAACCCUUUAUCCUGGUCAGCCAUACCCAGAUCCAGGACGCUAUGCUGCCCAGAGACCUCACCCACACCUGAUGGAAGCUCUGCAGCGGCCCCAGCAACUGCCCUACUCCCCGGGUCAGACACGUAUGGCCAUGUACAGACAACCCAGACCUGGUGGACACUUUCAGGACAUGAUGAUUCAACAGCAAAGUCUAGCACCAGGGCACUUCAUUCUCCCAGGACAACAGAUGACGGCUGCUCCAGGCAGUUCAGGAAGGAAACAAUGAUUGUGAAAUGCCAACUAAUCAAAACUUGAUAGACAUCUGGCAAAGACAGGAAGCCAGUCACACACUGACCACGCCGCC
This is a messenger RNA of Nematolebias whitei (Rio pearlfish), 5083 nucleotides long. RefSeq names its product cat eye syndrome critical region protein 2 homolog. The coding region runs from base 149 to 5005 and encodes 1618 amino acids. Gene Ontology annotation, molecular function: protein binding. The transcript has 19 exons. Gene Ontology annotation, cellular component: CERF complex. NCBI's taxonomy places the organism in Eukaryota, Metazoa, Chordata, Actinopteri, Cyprinodontiformes, Rivulidae. Gene Ontology annotation, biological process: chromatin remodeling. The record is from RefSeq and is a predicted model, not a curated record.